UUUUGGAGGGAUCGCAGCGAAACGACAAGACACAAUGAUAUCGGUUUACGACCCUGAUCUGCCAUGCGUGCACAAAAUAGCCGUUGAUAUAACCGAUGGCAGCAAGAUCAGGAUACAAGGAAGCAUACCACGUGAUGCUCACAGAUUCUGGAUAGAUUUCCAAUGCGGUCUUAGCAUGAGUACCAACGUCGACGUGGCAUUCCACCUGAACCCAAGAUUCGACCACAUGGCAGUGGUCCGCAACACCCUGAUUGACGAAGAGUGGGGGGAGGAAGAGAGGACUGGUGGUAUUCCCCUGUCUAGAGGAGAAGACUUCGACAUGCUGAUAGAGUGUGACAUACGAUGUUGGAAGGUGUCCAUCAACGGGCAGCACUUCUGCGAGUAUAUUCAUCGCAUCGAGUACGAUCGCAUCACUCACCUGGUCGUCUUUGGCGACGUCAAAAUUAUAAAGUGCAAUAUUGACGCACCGUCCCAAGAUCCCUAUGGCCAGAAUGUGCAGUGCGUGCAUAAAAUACCCGGUGGCAUAUGCAGUAGCAGCAAGAUCAGGAUACAGGGAAGCAUACCACAUGAUGCUCACAGAUUCUGGAUAGAUCUCCAAAGCGGUGCUGACGUCGCAUUCCACAUCAGCCCUAGAUUCGACGAGAUGGAGAUAAUUCGCAACACCUUCAGUGCUGGAGUUUGGGGGGAAGAAGAGAGGAGCGGGGGUAUGCCCCUCUGCAGAGGAGAUAACUUCGAUAUGCUGAUCGCGUCUGAUGAAGAAUCUUUUAGGGUGGCCAUCAACGGGCAGCACUUCUGCGAGUUUGUUCAUCGCAUCGGGUUCGUGCACAUCGAUCACCUGGCUGUGUACGGCGACGUCAAUAUAAAACUGAUCAGCUUAUAAAACUGUAAAACCUUUUCUAUUUAUGUUUAAGAUUUGUAUAAAACUGUAUUUUUCGAGAAAUAAACAGCUUUUUAUAUA
Molecule: messenger RNA, 958 nt
Organism: Helicoverpa zea (corn earworm)
Lineage: Eukaryota; Metazoa; Arthropoda; Insecta; Lepidoptera; Noctuidae
Product: galectin-8-like
Exons: 7
Coding region: 35-880 (281 amino acids)
Molecular function (GO): carbohydrate binding; galactoside binding
Source: RefSeq, a predicted model, not a curated record